AUGAGAAGAAACCACCUGGUUCGAGCACUUAGCAGGGCCCGAACCCGAACUCAGUUGGUCCGUUCCCUCUCCACCUCAACCGUGGAGCUGAAAAAUGUGACCAAAUCAAACUUCGAGCCGGCGCUUGCCGAGCUGCGCCGCCACGUCAGUCAAGCCGACUUCGUGUCGAUCGACUUGGAGAUGACGGGGGUGACCAGCGCGCCGUGGCGUGAGGCAUUCGAGUUCGACCGGCACGAUGUCCAAUACCUGAAGAUCAAGGACUCCGCCGAGAAAUUCGCCGUCGUUCAGUUCGGCGUCUGCCCUUUCCGGUGGGACUCGCAUAGUCACUCCUUUGUUUCCCAUCCGCACAAUUUUUACAUAUUUCCGCGACAGGAAUUGUCAGGCGAUGGAUCAUCGAAUGAGUUCCUGUGCCAGACAAGCUCGUUGGAGUUCUUGGCAAAAUACCAGUUUGAUUUCAAUUCGUGCAUUUAUAAAGGUGUAUCUUAUCUAUCCAGAAGCCAAGAGGAGGAAGCAUUGAGACAGUUAGACUCAGUAUACAAGGAUGAAUUACAUGAACCAUCCUCUAACGUGAGCCACGACACAAAGUUUGUUAGAAUGGCAGAUACUCUAUUUUCUGAGAGAAUGAAGAAUGUAAUCAGUGAGUGGCGUUCAGAAUUAUUAGGGGAGACAAAUAGGGGAUCGAUAUUUAAGGGUAACUCGGAUGACAAAAACCAGAAAUUUCAGAGUACUUUCUUUAAGAUGCGCCCUGCUCUUGUAGUGAAUGGCAUGACAUAUCGCCAACUGAGAUUGAUUAAGAUGGUCACGGAGAAGCAUUUCAGUGAUCUCACUUAUGUUAAUGUGGCUGGUGAAACUUCUGGUUCACAACCACUGGUAGUCUACACUGAUUCUACAACAGACAGGGAUGUACUAAUGGUGAGUCUAUGUGAAAGCCCUAAAAUAGAGGCAUCUAUUGUUCUUCCUUCUCCUUUAUCAUAG
Messenger RNA from Striga hermonthica, 975 nucleotides. NCBI's taxonomy places the organism in Eukaryota, Viridiplantae, Streptophyta, Magnoliopsida, Lamiales, Orobanchaceae. The record is from the annotation of a GenBank genome assembly.